AUGACAUCGACUACCGACCCGCCGAUGUCGCUGGCCGAGCUGCCACUCGAUGUCUUGACGAACUGCAUCCUCCCCCACCUGGAUGCCACGAGCUUCAUGGCGCUCUGUCGCACCUGCAAAGCCUUCUACGAAUCCUCAUUCCGCCAAGACGCAACUUUCUGGAGAACCGCUGCACAAUCGACCUUUAGGAUUGCUGAGCGCCCUGCCAAGGUUGCCGAUGGUGCCCACUGGCAGAAGCUCUACAGGAAUCUCGUGCACAACACCCGCGCCUACACUUGGGGCGAAAACUCACGUGGUGCUUUGGGCCAAGAGGACCCGGAAGAGGAUCCGUCGCCGCCACCGCCUCGCCGGGGCAUGAUGAGGGGUAGGGGUCCUAUUCUGAGGCGUGGUCGCCCUCAGGCUGCCAGGCAGAUUCAGGAACGCCCUUAUCCCUUUGAGAUGUUCAAGUCGAAGGAUCUUGGUAUUAUUGCUGACCUUCAGUGUGGCGGCUGGUCUACUACUCUGCUCAACUCCAAAGGAGUUCUCUUUUCCGUUGGCACCCUUGAUGGUCUCACAUUUUCCACGGAUCAGUCUCGCGUUCUUUCUCCGCUCCAAUACCCAGCAGGGUUCCCGCGCUCGACUGAUCGCUAUGAUCCAUCGACCGCCAUCAAGCAGUUCUCUUCUGGCAGGUCUCAUAUUCUCGGCCUCUCGGAUAGUGGUAAAAUCUGGUCGUGGCACUCGAUGAACGAGCCUGCCUGGAAUAUCGCGUUCGCUGAGCGUGACAUCGCAGAGAAGGCCCCAGCCCACGGAGAGACUUCCCACCUCCAUCGCAACCAGUCCAUCUCUCUGAGGAGCGGAUCUGUGCGCCGAGUCGUCGGUGGGUGGAGCGUCAGCUCUGCCUACAUUAACGGUACAGGAAUCGUGCUCUGGUCCCCCGCUAAUCGCAAGCACUACGGUUCAGAGCUUGGCAAUGAUACCUUGAUCAUCCAGCACACUGUACCUGUGCCCAAGACGAGCUACAUCCGACCUGCCAGGAGCGCUCGGGAUCCUGAUGAUGCGGCACGCGAGCUUGGCCAGACGAUCGGCGAAGUCAUCAAUCACGUCAUUCUCGAACAUUUUGUUCUCUUCGUCACCGACCUGGGCAAGUUCUUCGCUGCACGCAUGACUUGGAACGAGAGAGACACCACUGGACAUGUCGAAGACAUCGUUGAGAUUACGGCUCUACGCGCGGACCAAGACGCCGUCCAGAGGCGUGCACAAAAGAUUGACAUCCAGGGAGCGUUCAGAUCAUUUGCUGCAUUCAAGAAUGAUGGUGAAGUCAUCACCGGCACGCAAGACUACCUGGAGGCAUGCUGGGACCUCCGUCUGUCAAACGAGACCCCUGAUGCAACCAAUCUCAAGAGGAUCCCAGCCCUUCAGAACUCCGGUGUGAUCUCGAUGGCCUUUGGAGACUACCACUACCAUGCGCUGCACUCUAACGGAACCAUCACCUCGUAUGGCAGAGAGUCCAAGCGUUGCGGAGCGCUUGGCCUUGGCGGCUAUGGCGAAGCUGAGAGCCGUUUGAGAGGCCUUGUCCAAAUCGGAGACAGCAGGGCCUUGUGUCAGCAUGGCUACACUACGGGCCGUAAGAUCUUAUUCAAUGACGUCAAUCGACAAUGGAUUAAGUUCCUGUCAUCUGGGGGGGUGGAUGUGGCGGAAGCUCAGGACCGAAUGAGGAUGACGAUACGCGAUGCGACUGCUCUGGGAGAGGUCAGCGAGUGGAUCGAGCAGCAGGGUUCUGGCUGGGACAAGGAACCUGCAAUUGCAGCCGCCGAUGAAGACGGGCUCGGUACCCACUAUGCCUUGAGCGUUGCUGCGGCUGGAUGGCAUAGUGGAGCAUUGGUGCUUGUCAACGACGAGCUGUCUAAGAAGCUGGAGGAAUCUUGCAUCCUGAAAGAAGAGAGUGCUUUCAGCAAGUUCGGCCCAAACCCAUCUGAAUUCAAUGCUCCUUGGAACCAUGGCGCCGCGGUGGAGGAGGGCGUGUGGUACAAGUGGGCACGCGACCACUUCCCGAGGUUGCAAUUGUCCAAUGGCGAGCAGAUGCCCGGUAACGACGACGUUCCAUUCGACGAAUGGAAGAGCCCGAGGCCGGAUUUCGUGUUGGACCAAGGCUUCGAAUAA
Diplodia corticola is the source of this 2139-nucleotide messenger RNA. Its product is annotated as regulator of chromosome condensation rcc1 protein. The transcript has 3 exons. Gene Ontology annotation, molecular function: guanyl-nucleotide exchange factor activity; protein binding. The record is from RefSeq and is a predicted model, not a curated record. Bases 1 to 2139 code for a protein of 712 amino acids. Gene Ontology annotation, cellular component: cytoplasm. NCBI's taxonomy places the organism in Eukaryota, Fungi, Ascomycota, Dothideomycetes, Botryosphaeriales, Botryosphaeriaceae.